ACGCACCAAAAUUGCAACCUGUUUAUUAAUGCAUUCAUCGUUCGUUCUUUCUCUCCACAGGUAAAGUUUUCUUGCUAUUUUUAUCUUGAAAAAGCAUGGAAUAGGAUAAUCGAGACAAAGCAUUUAAGCUCCUAUAACGGUCCCUCCCUAGAACAUGUCACUGCUUCACGCCACACCUUUGAACUAACGAAACCUAUGUUUGUGAGCCCCAAACGCGGCGUUACUUCAUUUCUCCUCUGUACCGCAUGAAACAGAGUCCCCUGUUGCUGUUGGAUUGUUCAUUGCAAUGAGGUAUAUUCGGAGCAACAGCUUGAAGAGGCUCUUUUCCUUGAGAAGACGCGGUUCAAGGGAACAUGUUUUCAGUCCUAACGCCCAAGAAAACUCUCCACGUGAAGAAUCUUCUCCAAGACCCUCUUGGAAAUGCUUCUCCUAUGAAGAGUUGUUUGAUGCAACAAGUGGCUUCAGCUCAGAAAAUUUGGUGGGAAAAGGAGGGUAUGCUGAGGUUUACAAGGGAACAGUGAAUGGUGGUGAGGAAAUUGCAGUGAAGAGGCUCACAAGAACAUCAAGGGAUGAGAGAAAGGAGAAAGAGUUUUUGACAGAGAUUGGAACAAUUGGUCAUGUGAACCAUUCCAACGUGUUGCCUCUUCUGGGGUGUUGUAUUGACAAUGGCCUUUAUCUUGUUUUUGAGCUAUCUACAAGAGGUUCUGUUGCAUCUCUUCUUCAUGAUGAAAAGUUACCUCCUUUAGAUUGGAAAACAAGGCAAAAGAUAGCUAUUGGAACUGCACGUGGCCUUCACUACUUGCACAAGGGUUGCAAGAGGAGGAUAAUCCACCGGGAUAUUAAGGCUUCAAAUAUUCUGUUAACAAAAGAUUUUGAACCACAGAUAUCUGACUUUGGACUAGCAAAGUGGCUUCCAUCUCAAUGGACUCAUCAUUCAAUUGCUCCAAUAGAAGGGACAUUUGGACAUUUGGCCCCAGAGUACUACUUGCAUGGAGUUGUGGAUGAGAAGACAGAUGUAUUUGCCUUUGGUGUGUUGUUGCUAGAAGUUAUCUCUGGGAGAAAACCUGUGGAUGGGUCUCACCAAAGCUUACAUAGCUGGGCGAAGCCAAUUUUGAAUAAGGGUGAGAUACAAGAGUUGGUGGAUCCAAGGCUUGAAGGGGCUUAUGAUGUGACACAGUUAAAGAGAAUUGCAUUUGCUGCCUCUCUUUGCAUUCGGGCAUCUUCAACUUGGCGACCUACCAUGAGUGAGGUAUUAGAGAUAAUGGAGGAGGGAGAAACAGAUAUAGAGAAGUGGAAAAUGCCUGAGGAAGAAGAGGAGCAAGAGGAGGAGUUCUGGGGUUUUGAGGAUCUAGAAUAUGAAUAUGACAGUUCCUUUUCAAUGUCUUUACUUGAUUCCAUUGGAAGCACUUAGGAUCAAGUAACAUUACAUGUCGCUUUUAAUUGCUUUGUUGUUUGUAUAUAUAAUAUAUAAUAUAUAUACACGUUUUAUAUAUAGGUGAAGUUUAAGAGCAGCUUCAUGUGGCUGUGCUACUUCUAUCUAAUCAAAUCUCUAGUAACAUUUUUUUCCCUUUCUUUGUUUUUGUGGAUGAUUGUAAUUGAACUCCAUUAUGUCGGCAACUCCCAGAGGAAAAUGACACAGCAAGGUAGUUUUCGUGAACUGAUCAA
This is a messenger RNA of Cajanus cajan (pigeon pea), 1665 nucleotides long. RefSeq names its product putative receptor-like serine/threonine-protein kinase At5g57670. NCBI's taxonomy places the organism in Eukaryota, Viridiplantae, Streptophyta, Magnoliopsida, Fabales, Fabaceae. Gene Ontology annotation, biological process: protein phosphorylation. Gene Ontology annotation, molecular function: ATP binding; protein kinase activity. The record is from RefSeq and is a predicted model, not a curated record.